AUGCAGGUCAUCUAUGAAGAUGAUGACCUGCUCGCAGUCAGCAAGCCUCCCUUUCUGGUCACUGCUCCGAAGCACAGAUGGCAGGGUGGUAGCCUGGUCAACAGAGUUCUCAAUUACCUAGGAAAACCACCUCAUCCUCUGCAUCGGCUGGACAUGAAUACAAGCGGUGUGGUGCUCUUUGCCAAGUCACCCGACAUUGUGGCGACCAUGCAUGACCAGUUCAGGAACCAACAAGCGCAGAAGCAGUAUCUGGCGCUGAGCCUAGGAAUUCCCAGCCAGUCCAGCUUUGUUGAGGACGGGCCCAUUGGCAUGCACCCCUCACUCAACAGUAACCGCCAUUUGGAUGCCACGCAUGCUAGACAUUGUGCUAGAUCUCUAAAAGCAUUUUCUCUCAACAGGCAGGCCAGCCUUCUGUGCUGCGCACCCCGGACGGGGAGGACACAUCAGAUUCGUGUCCAUCUCGCGCAUGCAGGCCACCCAAUUGCAGGCGAUGAGAUUUACGGCCUGAAGGUGACCUGGACUCCUCGGCAGCUGCUGCAUGCAGUCCGGCUGCGGGUGACUCAUCCGCGCACAGGCCUGCCGUUAGACCUCCAGGCACCCCUGCCGGAGGACUUUGAGAAGGCGAUUGCAAGGCUCGGGAUGCAGAUGCCCCAGGAACUGCCAGAGCUCCCAGCCUGA
This is a messenger RNA of Coccomyxa subellipsoidea C-169, 678 nucleotides long. RefSeq names its product pseudouridine synthase. Gene Ontology annotation, molecular function: pseudouridine synthase activity; RNA binding. NCBI's taxonomy places the organism in Eukaryota, Viridiplantae, Chlorophyta, Trebouxiophyceae, Coccomyxaceae. The coding region runs from base 1 to 678 and encodes 225 amino acids. The transcript has 4 exons. Gene Ontology annotation, biological process: pseudouridine synthesis. The record is from RefSeq and is a predicted model, not a curated record.